This is a messenger RNA of Gymnodraco acuticeps, 7519 nucleotides long. RefSeq names its product centrosomal protein 170B (gene cep170b). Gene Ontology annotation, molecular function: protein binding. The record is from RefSeq and is a predicted model, not a curated record. The transcript has 19 exons. The coding region runs from base 740 to 5698 and encodes 1652 amino acids. NCBI's taxonomy places the organism in Eukaryota, Metazoa, Chordata, Actinopteri, Perciformes, Bathydraconidae.
GCUCCCCGCGGGACCCGGGGCAGAUGGUACAGUCUCUGGAGCAGAUGUUGACAGCCAGAGCUCACAGUCUGUCUUUUGGCCAGCUGCAACGCACAGCGCCACACAGUGAGACCGAGGCUUGGCCCAGUGUGGCGCUCACCUGACAACCGAACCAUCCCUCACCUGAGUCGAGCUGAAACAGAAACACAGAGCAGAGCUGAGGCCGCGGCUCCACAGGCCUCCCCUGGGUGAGGUAGUGUUGUGCUGGGUGAGGGAAGUGUCACUCACACAUCAUGGACGCCAGUGAUGCUCUCUUUGUGAACCAGACACAAAAUGUCCUCUUAUAUGUCCAAAUAUAGAGGAGGUGGAGGCUGACAUUUAUAUACAAUAUAUCUUGAAAAUGGGAUUCCUUAUUUCAACAUGAAAGUUUCUACAUUUUGUCUGCACCUGGAAACCAUCAGAGUGAGAACUCUUCCCUCCCUCACCUCUCAACUCAAACUGGUAAAGCGUUUGAUGGACUUGUCACGUGACGUCACCCUCUGGGCAGAAGAGGCGUUGGAGAGUUUCGCCCGGUUGUCAUUCCCAGAGGAAGAAGAGGGUGUGAUCGACAUUUACCUGUCCAGACUUACCUGGUGCUGUUGCUGUAUAUGUUGGUCGUCGAGUUUCCUCUGCUGUACGACUUUAAACACUGGCUUCACUUAAGAGUAAAACGGAGAAGGCAUUAAAGGAUGCUAAGAGGGUCCUGACGCGUGGCCCCAACAUGAGUGUGACGUCAUGGUUCCUGGUCAGCAGCUCUGGCACACGCCACCGGUUGCCACGGGAGAUGAUCUUCGUUGGCAGGGAUGACUGCGAGCUAAUGCUGCAGUCCCGCAGUGUGGAUAAACAGCAUGCUGUCAUCAAUUACGACCAGAACACGGACGAGCACAUGGUGAAGGACCUGGGCAGCCUGAACGGGACAUUUGUGAAUGACCUGAGAAUCCCAGACCAGACGUACAUCACGCUCAAGCUCUCUGAUGUCGUCCGUUUUGGCUAUGAUGCUCAUGUAUAUAUCCUGGAGAGGAGUCAACACAAGGUCCCAGAGGAAGCUCUCAAACACGAGAAGUACACCAGCCAGUUGCAGCUUGGUAUUAAAGCCCUGCAGGCCAAGGCAAAGGAAAAACAGCAGCUCCAGAGCUCGGAGAAGAGCAAAAGCUCUGUGUCCAAACUUCAAGACAAGGCCGAGCGAAAAGCCCAGUCUCUUACAGCUUCCACAGAGUCUCCCAUAUCCAAGCCCACUCCUCUCUAUGGCCAACCAUCCUGGUGGGGCGAAGAUGAGGAAGCAGCCAGCAAAUCCAAGAACAGAGGUGGAAAAUCACCAGAACAGGAGUCUCCAGAGCCUGCUAAAGACGUGUCCAGAUAUGAGGUCAACGGUUCUCUGUCCGAGAGUCAGGCCAAGUCCAUCCUAUCAUACCGCCGCGAGCCCAGCUACUUUGAGAUCCCAACAAAAGAAUUACAUCAGCGAGCUGCCAAGAAACCCGAGUCGCAGGUCCACGAGGUGCCCACCAAAGACACUCCAAAUCCCGCUGACAUCGUCUCCUCUACGCCCCCCGUGGUACAAAGCCACGCCUCCUUCACCAUCGAAUUUGACGAAUGCACGCCAGGGAAAAUGAAGAUCAAGGACCACGUGACAAAGUUUUCUUUCCGCCAGCAGCACAAGUUACCUUCCACAGAGCACGUCACCGCACCCACUGAGGUGAUUUCAGCAGAAAGCAAAGUUGCUGAUUGGCUGGUCCAAAGCAAUGCUAGCAUGAGGCGAAAGUCCAUAGCUGAAGAACUGUAUGGCACAAACGGUUACUCAUCGCCUCUGAGGAUCACCAAGGCUAACCACAGUGAAGAUGACACUCAUGUUGAAUCAAGAGAUCCUGCAAUAAAUGGGGGAGAUUUCCUCCAAUCAGAUCCUCUGAGUGGGUCCCAUGUGUCCCCACAACCCCUGAGAGCCUCCCCACCACAACGCCUCGCCUCCCCUGACUCUGAGGAGGCGUUGUCCCGCUCUCCACCAGAGCCUCAGUCCCUGUCCAGUCUUGGCAAGGCUGAGCCUCACCAAGCCUUUGUCAUUGAAUUCUUUGAUGAAGGCCCACGAAAGAAGCGCUCCCAGUCCUUCACCAAUAACCCAUCUCCACCCGAGUCCUCAUGCCUCAGGGUCCCUUUGGAUAAGGUGAAGAAAAGCUCAAGCCCAGCGGUGGAGAGACGAGGCCCACCUCCAGCCUCCACCACCACCCCAACCAAACGAUACACUGUCCCUCUAAAGGGCCCUGCUUCCACAGGCUUCCAGAGAGCUGGCUCUCUACGCAGGGAGAAGACAGAGGACCGGAUGAGCACCAGCUAUUCCUCCCGCUCUUCUUCCUCCGUGUCUGCAAGGCCCUUUAGCAGUGUGGGCCGGAGGUCUAAACUCGCCCAGGAAUUUAAUGCGGAAUUUCUCAAACAAGCAAAGCAGGCCGCGUCUGCCAGCUGGGAGGAAAAUGCAUCUAGUCCCCCCACAGCAGCUAAAACGGAGACAGUGGCCAUAUCGCAGAGUAGUCCCGCUCCAUCUAAAGCUCCAUACCAGCCACAGACUUCCUCUCCUAUCCACCAGCCUGUUGCCCUCAAGGCCCCUGUGAUGGCCCCGGUAACUCAGAGUGUGGAGGUCACAAGCCCCACUGUUGGUCCAAAACACGAGGAGGAGGACAGUUUGAGUGACGCAGGAACCUACACCAUUGAAGCCGAUAUUCAAGAUAAAGAGCUAGAGGAGGCACGGACCAAGAUUGACCAGAGCCCAGAGCGAACCAACCAGACUGAAGCAGAUUCUUCCUCAGAGUUUAGUCCUGUUCUAGUUGAGAGCAGGGAGCAGGAUAGGCAGAGUAGCUGUGGGGAGGUGAGGCCAGCUCCAGAACAGGGACAGAGUCUGGUGGAGGUCCAGGCAGCAGGUGCAGUGUUGCAGGGGGCUCCUAAGUGGAUGUCUUGCUGGGCCAGCCUGGCAGACAGCUACACAGAAUCUGGCCCUUCGUCUGGCCUCUUUGACAUCUCCUCCCAGAUGGAGCUGUCAGCAGGGGCACGAGGAUCAAUCACCAACAAUGCCACGCUCACCCGACACAACGACAGCGCCGACAGCGACGGUUCAAGAGCUCGCCGCAUCCUGCCCCAGGUGCCGCAGAGGGAGAAGAGUGACAUUCCAACUCCCAGCAUUCAUGUUCAUUAUGACCCGCAUUCGACAUUUAUUGUAGGGGAGAGGGGCUUGGCGACCCCCAGGUUUCAGGAGGGCCUUCACAGGUUAUCGGUGCAGGACGACGUAGAGCCCGACAGCCUGAGCGAUGCCAGCAGGUCAGACGACGGUUCCAUCGUGGAGCAAAAGAGGAGACAGCCGUCGGACACAGAAGAGAAGACAAAAGAGAACAAACUCUCAACAAAGUCUACGUCAUUCUACAUCGGGUCCGAGGAGUCACAACCUGAUCGUGGGGGCUCAAACUCAAGCACUGAAAAAAGAAAUGGAACCAAAAUGUUCUCAACAGCCACUCUAACCAAACCCAAAGGUAGCCCGGACUCAGGAAAAAUCAAGCCCACUUUGUCGGCUCCUGUCCUAAAUCAGAGUUCAGACUCAGAGGGUAGUGUCUCUCCAUUAAUCAGACAAGAGAGCUACACUAAGGAGCAGCCUAGCAAUGCCAGAUUACCCAACAUCUCUAUCCUGUCUCUUCAGAGAGAGUCUGAAUCAUUCCAGGGUGCCGUCAAUCAGGACACACAUUCUUACCUCAAGGACACGGAGGACGUCCUGGCUGCUUUGGAGGCCAAACUCCGAGCAGGACAAUCAGUGAAAACCCCGUCUCCUGUAAUGGACUGUGUGUCUACGGAGUCUGAUGUGGAUACCUCCAGCACUGUGAGCCAACAUAGCAAUAACACCAGGUCAAAUAUACGGACAAGUAAAGCCUCUGCUAGUGACCUCCAUAGGGAUAGGUCUUCAGGCAGUAUAGCUAGUCAGGACUCAAGUUACCAGUCCACUACAUCGGAAAAGAUGCGUUCUCUGGAAGCAGAUAGCAACAAUCAGACCGGGUUUUUCAGGAGGCCGGUUGGACUCAGACGUAGUGUCGGGAAACACGGAUCCACAGACCUCAGUGACGACCCGCAGAGCUUACCUUACUCUGAUCAGGAGUCCAACAGCUACCAAACACGCAAAAAAUACACUGUGCCCCUUCAGAAAGAGGACUCCAAGACAACAAGAACGUCCAUGGCCUUGAGUCGGGCCAACAGCUUGACAGCCCCGAGACCCACCAGAGCGUCCAUGCUCCGCCGUGCUCGCCUGGGAGAAGCUUCAGACAACGAGGGCACGGAGACGGACAGGAUGUCCCAGGAGGCCGGCAAUGCCCCGGCUAAGCAACCCCAGGAAACCAAGAAACUCUCCAGGCUGGACAUGCUGGCGAUGCCUCGUAAGCGUGCAGGCUCGUUCAACACUCCCAGCGACACGGAGUCCUCUUCAGCCCCAAUCCGCUCGGGAUUCUCCAACCGCAGCACGGAGUCAGGAGGCAGCUCGGCUCGGAGGGCCUCCACUUCGGGGCUGAAGCCUGCAGAGAAGCAGCAGAAAGCCCCGCCGAACAAGGCCCCUCUCACAAGGGGACGCUCAAACAGUGCCAAGUAUACCGGCAGCACCACAAGCUCCAGGAGACGUCAGAAAGGCUCUGACUACGCCUCUACCUCAGACGAGGAGUACGACUCAAACCAGAGCAUUCCUAAACACAAACGCUCCCAACCUUCCUCAGCUUCCCACAGCCCUCGUCAUCAGGCUCGGCCUCAGCCCGUGGUCGCGCUGCGCCCCAAACCCCGCAGCAGAGACUCUGAGGACGAGAACAACGAAGGAGAGGCCUAUAAUAAUUGGACCAAUCACAGUUCUGAGAUUGCAAGGUUGAGUCAAGACCUGGCUAAAGACCUAGCUAUCUUGGCGAGAGAGAUUCAUGACGUGGCGGGUGAUGGUGACCCCACAAACCCAGCAGAAGAGAUCAGUGCGCCUGUCUCCGCAGUAACCGCUCAUGAACAGCUGGUUCAUCGUAUCCCUGAGGCUGGACUAAACUACCAGAGAGUGCCACCAAAUGCUGCCCCUCCAAGGGAACCGGAGCAGAGCUGCAGUGACCCUGAGGUGAGCUCCAGGCCGCGAGCGAGGAGCAGAGACGAGGUCACUGUGGACAAUCUGAUGCUAAACCCAGUGUCUCAGGUCACCAUGGCUAUCAGAGAAAACACUGAGCAACUCGCUGACAAAAUUAAGUUACUGUUCCAGGACAGGGUGGAUAUCUGGGAAGAGAUUGAUGCAAAGGCUAACUCUGACAAUGAUGUUCCUGUUGUCAAAAGCGCCAACAAGGUAAGGGACUCGUGUUUGUCAACAUUCAAAUUGAAAUGUGUGCCAAUUAUUGCUUAUCGUAUUGGAUCGCUGAAUUGGACAUUUGUACUGCAGGAAAUCACAUCCAUCUUGAAAGAACUCAGGAGAGUUCAGCGACAACUUGAGGUCAUAAACACAGUGAUGGAGCCCAGUGGGCAGCUUGAAGCAUCCAGGGCCUCAGCCUCUUCUUCUUCUUCCGGGGUCCAGCCCUCCAGACCCCCCGCCUCACGGGAUUGGAGGACGGUCCACUCUGCCUCCAGACGUGGCGGCGGCCCCCGGCCCAGCGAGAGUGUGAGGAGAGCCGCUGUGACACCAGACGAUGUCAGAGCGGGGUAUCUGGUGUGAGACCAACACGCAGUUCCCACCAGCGCUGAUCUGCUGCUGUGACCCCACACACAGGUGUCGGACCGUUAUACGCAAUAUGAAACCAAGAGGGGGGAAGUGAGAGUGUAAACACAGAAGUGUAGCCUCCUGUACCUCCAAACAAACACUACUGCACUAUAAGCACUACACACCCACACAGAGGUGUCAUUUACAGUGACCUAAACACCCUUAGAGUACACAAGGCCUACAUAUGAGGUGAAGAUUUGAGGAAGUACCAAAAUAUUUUCAUAAACCAAACCUCGACAAGGCCUCUAGACUAUACUUGAUUCUCUGUUUUAAAGGUCGACUUCUUUAUUUGCCAAUGAUAUGAGAAACAUAGCUGAUUUUAAAGUUUUUCUAUUUAUCGUCCUGAGCAUAAUCUUCUCAGGGAAAUCUAUGAGUAUAUAAGAUGUCUAUGUUUAGUGACAAAUCACAUUUCUGAGGAAAUAUUGCUAUUUCUUUCGGGUAGAAAGCACUGCAGGAACAGCAGCAGAAUGUAGUGUACUGUGUACUCCUGUUCAACCACUUGAUUUCCCUUUUUGUUUCCUUCCAAUGUUGUUGUCUUCUUGUUGCAUCUUUUCUCUUAGUGGACCAGAUUUAUCAACAGAUGUCAAAAGUAUUUUUUAUUAGGGAGCUCCUUUGUGAGACAUUGUAACCGAGACAACAUGAGAAUUAGUACCAGGACAAUUUAUGUGAUAUCACACAGUUGCUAGUAUUUAUUCUGUUAACAUUUCCCAGCGUAGCGACUCUGUGCAGCCCUCCUCAGUGGACGGACACUAUUUUGUUCAGCUGAGAAUGAUAAGGAAUGUGUGGUCCGGCUGGUAGAAGGGACUCAGUCUAGUCACCUGGCAACCACACACUCACACGGCUAUAAAACCAGGGUUUCCACGCAUUCCUGGCCUCUUUACCUUAUAAGAGAGGGUUUUUUUAUGUGUGUUGAACACAGUUGGGGGCUUACAUCUAGUUUUAGUUUUCCAUGCCUCAGUCGGCUCUGAAGUUUGGCCAAAGACAAUCAUAAAACGACUUAAUGUGUUUACACUAAUCACAUCACACCUACAGUAAAUAUCAGAGCUCUGUGGUUAGACCUGAUGUUUCCUCUUCCUCUUCUGAUGGGUCCUCACAUGACAGGAGUAAUGUAAAUGUAGCAUUUAAGUGACAAAGUCAGCUUGAAUCUGAAAGUAUAAAUCUAAUGAUUAGUUUGUGACAUUGUGUUCUAUAUGUAAAUAAGUAAAGAUAUUUGUACGUCAUAGAAAUUACCUCUCAAUCGUGUCUUUUGCACAUUAUCCCCCUCGACUUUAUAAUGCUGCAAACUGGAAACCACCUCUGCCCUGUGAAUGAUUGUAAACAGUUGAUGCUGUGGAGGUCGAAUCGGGUAAAGAAGGUGAGCCAGUGCACCAGCAAGAGUCCCCCCCCCAGUCCAGAUUGUACAUGUGAUUGUAAUUGGGAAGUACCUUAAGUGCCACAGAGCUGUGUGGGACAGUGGUUGUUUACAAACUCAAGCUAAAGUUGAAUGUUUGUCCUUUAACCUCACUUGCUCAAAGUGUUGCUGCUAUUCGUUGUCCAUGGGAUAGAAAAUCUCCUUCGCUUUACUCCAUCUUAGUCUAGAGCAGGUUUGAGAGCUGAAAUGUCAUUCUUGUUUGUCAAAUUUGUGACUCCUUUUUUGAUAUUCAAUCAGUUUCUCCUCGUUUUACCCAGAAUGAUUUUUGUUGUAAUCUUGCUGUCUUGUAAGCUGGUAUUCAUGUGUUGUGUAAUUUGUUAGAGAAUGAUUGCAGGUUUUUCAAAUAAAUAUGAUCAGUAAAGUUA